GCACGCACGUUAGUUCUGUCAAUUAUAUCCGGAUUGGGCGCAAGAUUAGCGUACGAACUAGGAUCAGUCAGCGACCAACCACGGCUGCAACUGCAUUGGUUGCCGGUGCAGCGGACGUUGUCGCGAGUGCGGUGACGAAAUCUGCGAUGCAAAUAACGCGUUGCAUAAUUAUCAUGUGUGAAAAUAUAUCAAGCAGUGUUUUCGUGUUAUAAACGACCUUGCGAAAGCGAAAAUUAUUAAGAUGUUGAAAGGCCGAAGCAGGGAUCCAAGAACGGCCGUUCCAGUAACACCUACCCUCGGACUGCGUGCUCAUGGCAAAGUGCCGCUAGCGAGACCAGAACCAGAUUAUGAAGUAGUAGAGUUUCCUUCAGAGCAAUAUGUUAACGCAAAGUUACAGCCACCCCCUCCACCGCCGCCCAGACCUCCAACUGCAGGUCACCCCAUGGAAGCCGGUGCGUCUUGUGGAUUAUGCGGAGGUGGAGGAGCCAGGGUGCGGUGUGCCGAAUGUGGUCGGAGGGCAUUGUGUGCCUCCUGCGAUGACAUGUACCAUCGACAUCCGAAACGGCGACAUCAUCAGCGUCAGGCUCUACGACCAACACAACUAAGGGAUGAGAGACCACCUCUUCCACCGAAAGGGACGCCACCAGUACCUCCACCACGAAGACAUAAGGUAUGCGGCGAACGAUCAGCACCCAGUCCUCUAUUGGAUCAAAGAAGGACGAUGUCAAAUAUAAGCUCAAACAAUCAAAUAAACCAUUCUUCUACUCUUCCACACAGCAACCAUUUCGCUGUUCAGCGACAAAUGUUAUCUCAACAACCUGGAACGAACAUAGGCCAACAUGUUGGCAGCAUGCCGUAUUUGCCUGGACCAAUGCACCAUGCGGCUCCAGGCAUUUCUCACCAGGAUCCAUUGGGACAGUUUUCUUCAUGGGGACGGCCACGCAACUCAUUAACUGGUUACAAUAUGCCUUCUCAAAAUGCUAUUCAAAAUCCUCAGAUAGACCACGGUGAAAACCAUGAAAAUAUUCACGCACAAAACUGGGGACGACCUUUAAGACGUGGAACAUCCGUAAUGGACUUAGGAGGCCCACCGUGCGCCGGCUGCACUCACUGUGCUCCGAAUCCAUGGCGGUAUGGCAGUUGUGCGAAUCUGGAUCAUGGCUGGAACGGGCAAGGGCAAUGGGCACAGCCAUGUUGCUCACAUCCAGGGCUAAACAACCCAGGCUUGCAUCAUCAUUCUCAUAUCCCACCACCACAGACACCACAGCCUUAUCGAAGAGCGGAUACCCGAUCAAUGUCACGAGCAACUUCUAGAGGUGGUUCCCGUGCGCCAUCACCAGCGCUUAGCAUGAGGUCAAGAGUGUCAAGACGUACUAAACCCAGAACGCCAUCUCCAUCACUACCUUCAAGUGAUGCUGACUCAGAGAGUGAGCCAGAAAGUGACAGUCAUGCAAUUGCUGAAAAGGAUGAUAGUGAUCUUGGUCCAGCGCCAUCUCCUCCAAAUGCAAGUUGGCAAUGUGAACACUGCACCUUCGUUAAUGAGCCUGGCGUAAGAGUAUGCACUGUAUGCUGUCGCACUCCAACAACUGUCCCAAAAGUAGUGGAAAAUGUAAAUAAUAAUAUGGCUAAGUUGUCGGUAACUGGUGAUAAUAAAUCACCACAAAGUCAGCAAUCAUCGAGACAAGCUGUUCAACGUAAUCGGGCAGUUGACAACAAGGCGAAAAAGGAACGUGUUUCCACGGGAUGUGGACAGUCACCACCAAAGCAAGGCGCAGUUUUGAAUAAAAUAACAACCCGGCUUGAAACACCAACAAGAGAACAAAGUAUAGUAAAUUCUCGUCACGAUAAAGGAGUUGGAUCGUCUCCACCUAAAGAUAAUCGUGAUGUCAACAUUGUCAAACCUUCUAUUGUUAUCGAAAUACCCUCAAAAUUAAGUUCAGCUAUACAACCAAUAAAGCACAGUGUCUCGGUUGGUCCAUCUCCUCCAAGGCAAAGUCCAGUAUCUACAUCGAGGCAAAGAGAACGGGAACCAAGCAUUCAAAAAAAGUCCGCUGGGGAACCAACUCCACAGCAAGAAAUUAUUGAGAAACGACCUGAUUCAAGAUCUAGUAGGACAAACGUUUCAACCACUGGGACAUCACCGCCCCCACAAAGUAUUUCAACUCAAACCUACGAUGUGCCAAAUAAUUGGGAAAGGCCACCAUCACGAUCCCGCCGACGCUUCAAAGAUGAGAGUAGACGGGAGCGAUCCCAAAGUAGGCAUUCACUGUCUAGCGAUACCCGUGAGAGCGAAAGAAGUAUUAGAACUACUGGUGGUAGAUGGGAGUGGAAAGAACCUCGUGAUAGUAGCCCUGGUAACGCAGAUUGGAGUGAAAACGAGCGCAAAAGAACAAGUCGACUUACUCGGAGAGCAUCUCAUUUGGACUUACGGCGUAAUCGUCCUUCUAGAAGAUCGAGUGUGUAUGGAUCAGAGGCGCCAUCACCCGAACCGUUGUCUAACAACCGAGCAAUCUCUUUAGAAGCAUUAGCUGGUGCCAAUUCACGACGAGAUGCUGAAAGAGGCUUAGAGCUUGCUAGACUUAUGAGUGAGGCAGAAAGGCUUGGAUUUAGCGCAGCAGAAGUACAUGCAGCGUUGGCUCAGAAUCCAGUUGCACCCCUGGCGUGGUUAAAGGAAAGAUGGCCAAGCUUGUGUGCUGGAGUGAGAGCGGCUGCUGCUCGACUUGCUUCUGGAAUAAAUGUAACCGAGCUUGAAGCUCGUGCAGCUUUGGCGAAACAUAGAGGAGCCAUGUGGCCAGCUGUAACCGAGUGUGUUGAAAGGCAUCGACGACAGCCAAGAGACUUCAGAUACGGGGAUGAGGGUAAAUUACGAGGCCACGUUUGGGGAUCCCCGAUAGGGGCAGACGAUGAAGCAGCACCUCCCUCGAUUAGUCGGUCGCACCGCACUCGCGGUAAUGAAAUAGCAAAAAACAAAUAG
Messenger RNA from Leptidea sinapis, 2974 nucleotides. Its product is annotated as E3 ubiquitin-protein ligase lubel-like. Gene Ontology annotation, biological process: protein linear polyubiquitination. Bases 242 to 2974 code for a protein of 910 amino acids. Gene Ontology annotation, cellular component: LUBAC complex. Lineage: Eukaryota; Metazoa; Arthropoda; Insecta; Lepidoptera; Pieridae. The transcript has 12 exons. Gene Ontology annotation, molecular function: ubiquitin protein ligase activity; K48-linked polyubiquitin modification-dependent protein binding; linear polyubiquitin binding. The record is from RefSeq and is a predicted model, not a curated record.